AUGACCCCGCCGGACAGAGACGAAGGAGACGAAAAGCACCCAGAUAGGCCCGAGCAAGCCCUAUCCCAGUCUUUCUCGCAGCUAACACUCAUCGAUGGAUCCCCUGACGUCGGCCUUCGACAAGCAAAUCUACGCCAUCUUCUCACAGAAAUCUCGCCAUGGGAACUGAUUUACCUGCGAUCUUUGAUCCAGCAGACGACUCCCAGGCUUGCAGACUUGCCCGACCUUCCUGAAGAGGUCGUCGCCGCGAUAUCCACCCUGAUCGACUGCCCCGAUGUCCUCACGUGCAAAAGGGUUUCCAAGGCAUGGCGAAGAGCUUGGACAGCCGACCUUGUUGCAAAAGAUGUUGCGCGAGCCCACUUCCCCGGUCUGAUCGAGCUGUCGCCCGAGGAGGCGUCGCCCUGGCUCCUCCUUCGGCCAGCUUUAGCAAGGACCGUUUCUGUUGCUCGUGGUGAAUGCAUAUCAUCCCUCUUCAACGAAACGACGGGACCUUCCCUGCUUGAAUGCACCACCACACUGAAGCUUGACGCCCGCGCUUGUGAAUAUGCCAAGCACAACACCACCCGUCCAUCAUACCCGCUUCCCGGUGGUGCCGGUUACGCUCCCGGACACCAAGCCUCCAACGACUUCGCUUAUUGCGACGGAAGAGUUGCUUGGCGAUGGGACGAAUACAGUUUUUUUGUCGACGACAUUCGUGCCUUGACGAGAACCUUGGUUUCACCCUCUGACCUCGUCGUCAAGGGCGAAAAAGACUUCACCGUAUGCGCGUUGUCAACCCAGCUUCUCGUCCUCGUCAACGCUCUCACAACGAGGUCCUUGAUUGUUUGCCAUCUCGAGACAGGGCAAUACCGACGAGUGACCCUGCCUUCCCGCAUGCACGAAAUCACCCUCCACAAGGAGACUUUCGUCGUCACAUUCGGCCCUUCCCUCGUUCGAGCAGAUCCCCAUGUAUGGCGCUGGGGAAGUGGUCUCGCCAAGCUGAAGGUGCCCAGGUUCACCGAAAUCCCCGAGAUACGCAAGCUCAUCGACAAGUUCUCCUGCAAACUUGAGCCCUAUGAAGCGGCUUGCAUGCCUGGCCGUAUUGCCUAUUUGCAGCCUCUAACACAUCACCAAUCGAAAGUUGCGGCCAGCUCGACAGACUUCGAUUCGGUCGACACAUUUCGCGAGUGUUUCCACAGCACAUUCGUGAUUGUCAUUCAUAAGUUUGACGCGAUGAAACAUGUUCAGACGUUCAGCUACGAGACUCCCAUAAUGGAGAGAUCGAUAUCUGUUGGCUUGCGACUUCGAUGCCGUCCCAUGAACUCCUACGGGCUCUAUAACCUCGGUUUCAACUUUGGCUGUAAUCGUGCCCGCAAAGUCGACGGCGAGUCGCCUGGUACAACGUCUAGGGUGAGGAAGACCCUCAUGGCCACGACCAUUCAUCUGAUCAACUUCAACACGGCAAACGAGACUUUUACGUACGACACACGAGCGAUUCGCAGCAUGCCUCUGUGGGAUCAUGAUGUCUACACUUGGCGAAAGGUACUUUCGGCAAGCUAUUUCUGGAACGGUCUCAUUUACUACAUGCAAGAUGAUACUGCUGCUAAGUGCGAAGGCGAUGCAUCCAAGUUCAGGGGCGUUGGAGCGCUUUGCAUUGCCACAGAGUCUUCAACGCUGAUCGUGGGCGAAGAAUCGCCUUGGUUCAAAGAGGAUAAGGUAGCUCGGCUCCUUGGAGUAGACGAUGAUUUCUUGGUGACGGUUUACGAGAAGGGGUACGCUCUGCACCUCCCGAAUCAGAAUACUGGCGGUAGACCCAAGGCUGUAAUGGCUCGAUUAACCCUUGGGUACGGCGGUAUGUCGGAGUCCAGGAAGAAGAAGAGGGCGUGA
This is a messenger RNA of Colletotrichum higginsianum IMI 349063, 1866 nucleotides long. Its product is annotated as F-box domain-containing protein. The record is from RefSeq and is a predicted model, not a curated record. NCBI's taxonomy places the organism in Eukaryota, Fungi, Ascomycota, Sordariomycetes, Glomerellales, Glomerellaceae. Gene Ontology annotation, molecular function: protein binding. Bases 1 to 1866 code for a protein of 621 amino acids. The transcript has 4 exons.